Molecule: messenger RNA, 1080 nt
Organism: Acytostelium subglobosum LB1
Lineage: Eukaryota; Evosea; Eumycetozoa; Acytosteliales; Acytosteliaceae
Exons: 2
Coding region: 1-1080 (359 amino acids)
Biological process (GO): glycolytic process; fructose 1,6-bisphosphate metabolic process
Cellular component (GO): cytosol
Molecular function (GO): fructose-bisphosphate aldolase activity
Source: RefSeq, a predicted model, not a curated record
AUGAGCCACACAAAGUACCACCAAGAGUUGAUUGCUACUGCUAAAGCAAUUGUUGCACCAGGCAAGGGAAUUCUCGCUGCUGAUGAGUCAACCGGAACGAUUGGUAACCGUUUCCAAAAGAUAAACUUGGAGAACAACGAGCCAAACAGACGUGCCUACAGAGACUUGCUCAUCAACACUGAGGGAGACAUCAACAAGUUCAUCGGUGGUGUGAUCCUCUACGAGGAGACCCUCUACCAGAAGGACGACAACGGAACUCCCUUCCCAGAGAUCCUCAAGAAGAAGGGAAUCAUCACAGGAAUCAAGGUCGACAAGGGAACCGUCCAGAUCCCAGGCGCCGGCGAGGGCGAGACCGCCACCCAGGGUCUCGACGGUCUUGCCGACCGCUGCAAGAAGUACUACGAGGCUGGCGCUCGCUUUGCCAAGUGGAGAGCCGUGCUCAAGAUCGACGUCCCCAAGGGACUGCCAUCGCAGCUGGCCAUCACCGAGAACGCACACACCCUGGCUCGCUACGCCGCCAUCUGCCAGGAGAACGGUCUGGUUCCAAUCGUCGAGCCAGAGAUCCUCAUGGAUGGCACCCACACCAUUGAGGACUCUGCUGUCAUCACCGAGAAGGUGUUGGCCGCCGUCUUCAAGGCCCUCAAUGACCACCACAUCCUCUUGGAGGGUGCCCUCUUGAAGCCAAACAUGGUGCUCAACGGAACCACCAACGCCCAGCCCGCCGCCCCAGAGCGCGUCGCCGAGUUGACCGUCAGAACCCUCCAGCGCACCGUCCCACCCGCCCUCCCAGGAAUCGUCUUCUUGUCCGGUGGUCAGACCGAGCUUGAGGCCACCGCCAACCUCAACGCCAUGAACCUGCUGCCCAACCGUCCAUGGUCCGUCUCGUUCUCAUACGGUCGUGCUCUGCAGGCCAGCAUCAUCGCCACCUGGAAGGGAUCCAGUGACAACAUUGAGGCUGCCCGCAAGGUCUACAUGCAUCGUGCACUCUGCAACUCGCUCGCUCAGCUCGGCAAGUACCCAGGAGAGGAGGCCACCGCCACCAACUCCCAGUCACUUUUCGUUGCCAACUACAAGUAUUAA